CGACGAGGGCGACAUCAUCCGCCGAUGGGGAAGCCGACGGCGCAGCAAAAGGCUCGCGGACUGGGCCUCAGGCCGAAGGAGGAAGAGGAUGACGAGCUGUGGGGAACCGGUGACGAAAUGGAGACCUCGGACUCUGACGACGACUAUGACGACAAGGCUGCAGUCAAGACGAAUAGGGAAGAGUUCGCAUUCACGCCAAAGAAGAGAGCGAAAGCGAAGCGCGCCACUUCAGUUCGGUCAAGUUCUCAAAGCGCCGAGAGCUGUCUCGAUGUCUUGCGAGGCGCUAGAGAAGCAAAUUACCAGCAAUCUUAUCGACUUGGAGCCCGAAUACCAGCGUGGAGUCGUCUGGUCAUCGGACAAGCAGUCGGCUAUCAUUGAUACCAUCUUCCGUCACUACUUUGUCCCGCCUGUGCUCUUCUCGGUCCACAAUGAGAUCAACGAAGACGGCGAGAUGGAAGAGAUUCGCAUCUGCGUCGAUGGAAAGCAGCGCCUCUCUUCUAUCUGGAACUUCAUGAACAAUAAAAUCCCGCUGAGGGAGCCAAACACAAAUCGAGCCUUCUAUUUCAAGCCAGAUCCCUCGAAGUCCAAUGUCAUGUCGGAGAGCGCAAGGAACCGAUUCUCGCGCGAGCAGAUCAACAUCAUCGAGUUCUCCGACUUGACGGAAGAGCAAGAGCGUGACAUGUUCCAGAGAGUCCAGCUCGGUGUGUCGCUUUCUCCUGCAGAAAAGCUCUCGGCUCGCCUGGGACCUUGGCCUGACUUUUUCCGCGAGCUCUCGAAACGAUACGUCAAUGGCGAGAAGCUCACUCUUCGCCAUGUCCUGAAGAUGGCGCGAGGCAAAGAUUACAGCUACAUGGCAGCAAUAUCGGCCAUCCUCCUGCACCACGACAAGCCUCGGUUCCUGCCGUCAAGCAAUGCCAUUCAAAAAUUUGUCGACGACCGGUCUGGUGUUGAGCCAACGGCCGAAGAGCGCAAGAGAGUAAUCAACGUCAUGAAUGUCUUUACCCGUGUCGCCAACAACGACGCCUGCAACGAACCGAUCUUGCCCGAAUGGAUUUCAGGACGAAACGUGGCCAAGCCCUUGUCACCAGUCGAAUUCGUCUAUGUUCCGCUCCUGCUGAGCUACUUUAUGGAUCGACCUGACGAGAAGCUGGCGGGCCUGAUUCAGGGGCUCAAGGAGGCGGUCAGAACUGUACACAAGGAUGUCAUGAUCAACACCAAGUGCGUCGCGACCAUUCGAGACUACAUUGACGGUUGUCGCCAGAGAUACGGCGGCAACGCAUCGGGCCAGCUUCCGCCAAACGAGGGCUCCAACGGUAGCGACGAGGGCCCUUUGCGUAAACGCAGCAGGGCGGCGAUGGAGGACGACGAAGGGGAGGCGUAGGACCCUUCCCCCUCUCCUAUCAUAACCCAAACAUCUCAAUUUGCCUUCUGAACUUGUCUUACUACUAUCUUUUCAGUCUUCUCUGCCACAAAUCUAU
Messenger RNA from Acaromyces ingoldii, 1478 nucleotides. RefSeq lists its product as hypothetical. The transcript has 6 exons. NCBI's taxonomy places the organism in Eukaryota, Fungi, Basidiomycota, Exobasidiomycetes, Exobasidiales, Cryptobasidiaceae. The record is from RefSeq and is a predicted model, not a curated record. The coding region runs from base 89 to 1381 and encodes 430 amino acids.